AGCUUCUACAACAAGACCCAAGAAUUCCGCACGUGGCUUCUGGAAGAGCGCAAAAUAAACCCGGAGGCCAUAUCCAAGGACCAGGAGCGCAAAGAAUUCGCUGUUUUUGUUGAAGAUUAUAACACUGCGACCCUCCCUCACGAAAAAUACUACCACAUGGAGGCAUACGAGCGACGAAUGACGUCGUUACGAGCCGGCGAGUUCGUUCCACCGGCAGAAGACUCCUAUGAUCCUGAGGCUGAUAUACGGGCUCACUCUUUACGACACAAGAGAGCGCCCGCCGAACACGAAAGUUAUCUUAGCAAGGAAGAGCUUAUGGAGUUGAGGAAGGUUCAGAGCGAGAGAGUUGAGGUUGGGAAGAUGAAACUCUUGGGUAUGGAAGUGAAACAAAAUUUCGGGGUUAGGAUGGAUAGAACUAUGUUCGAUGAUUGA
This is a messenger RNA of Suillus plorans, 432 nucleotides long. RefSeq lists its product as uncharacterized. The transcript has 3 exons. Lineage: Eukaryota; Fungi; Basidiomycota; Agaricomycetes; Boletales; Suillaceae. The annotation marks the transcript as partial. The record is from RefSeq and is a predicted model, not a curated record.